GACAUCUGAGCCCCACAUCAAGCGCUCGCUGCCUACCUCCACCCUCUCACCCACAUGGAUUCCUCCGCCGGCGGCGGCGGGGGCGGCCGCGGCGAGCCGGCCCGAUGGCUGGAGAUUGCCGGGAAGCUCCUCGCCGCGCGGGACCUGGUCGGCUGCAAGCGCCUGGCGGAGCGCGCGGUGGAGGCGGACCCGAACCUCCCGGGUGCCGACGAGCUCCUCGCCGUCGCCGACGUCCUCCUCGCCUCCCAGCGCCAGCUCCCCUCCGGCCGCCCCGAUCCGGUCGCCGUGCUCCAGCUUCAGCCCGGCCCCGACCCCGCCGCGGUCAAGCGCGCCUUCGGCCGCCUCUCCCAGCUCGUGUCCGCCCCGCGUAACCCCCGUCCCGCCGCGGACACCGCCCUCCACUUCGUCCAACAAGCCUUCGCUGAUCUCUCCAAGAACGCCUCCAGCGAUACGGCUCCUGCUGCUGCUUCUACUCCUGCUUCAGGGGGUGCCUCGGCAGCCGCUGCCGAUGCCGAUGCGUUCUGGACGUCGUGCCCCUACUGCUGCCACGUCUACCAGUACCAGCGCGCGCUGGUGGGGCGCGCGCUCAGGUGCCAGAGCGCCGGAUGCCGGCGCGCGUUCGUGGCCACCGAGAUCCCGACCGUGCCGCCUAUUGUGCCGGGCACCGACAUGUACUACUGCGCGUGGGGGUUUUUCCCCAUGGGCUUUCCUAAGGCAGCUGAUUUGAGCACCAACUGGAAGCCAUUUUGCCCCAUGUAUCCUGGGAAUCUUCAAGCUCCACCGCAGUCAGCAUCUGCAGGGACUGCCAAUGUCGAUCCCAUGAAUGUUCAAUCUCCACAGCAGCCAGCAUCUGCAGGAACUGCCAAUAUUGAUCCCAGGAAUUUUCAAUCUCCGCUGCAGACAGGAACUGCUGGGACUGCCAAUGUUGAUUCCAGGAAUUUUCAAUCUACGCCACAGCCAGCAUCUGCAGGGGUUGCCAAUAUUGAUGUACCAAAUAUUGAGAAUAAUGGCAUACCUUUUAAUGCCAAUUCAACACCUGCAAAUGUGCAGCCAGCAAAUAAGAGUGGUGUCCGUGGCAGUCCAGCAGGGCCAUCUAGAGGUAGGACGAAGAAGACAACAGCACGCAAGAAGGUUGGUACCGUGUUUAAGAAGCACGCUUCCAGUGGGUUGGAAAGUGGCAUUGAGCCAUCUAUGCUUGGGUCGGAUUCAUGGAAUGGGAAUGCAGGUAGUGGCAGUGCGCAGACAGCGGGUACUAGAGAGAUCAACAUAAAUGAGGUGGCAAAGCCAACUGAUGGCGCCACAAUGCUGAAUUUUGGUGGGGAUGAGGACAUUGGGUUUGAUUUGGAUGUUGAUGCAACGGAUGCCAUAUUGGGAAAUUUACAGCACCUGCCAUUCUUGAGGGAGGAUGACAAUACCAGAAGGAUGUUUUAGUUGUCGAUGUGCUCAGUGUAGGUAUUCGUAGAUUUGGUGUAUAUCGUGCUGUUGAAGGAAAUCCUGCAUAGGCCGAUCCUUCAAUGCUGCCCUUCUGUCAUUCCAACUAUUUCUUAUAUUUAUUCUGUGUUCCGUAGUUAUCUACCUUGGUUCAGCUAGCUGGUGAUCACUUGUAGCAUCUGGAUCAGUACUCUUUACAAAUCUAUAGACUAGAUUAUCCCAAAUUAGUUGGGGGAUGUGUAAUAUUUGCUACCUGCAGAUUGACUUAAGGAUGUAACUGGUCGAGCAAAUAAUGCUUUCUGCAUGGUUGAUUGGUGAGGCAAUUAAGUUAAGGGUUUAUAAUGCAACAGAGGCCACAUGGAGUGCUGGCAGAUAUAUGCUGAUGAAAAUAAUAUUCCCAUCAGAAAAGUUCUACGCGGUCAGUUGAUUGCCUUCACCAGUCAUCAAAAGAGCUGAAUAACAGAAGUGGCAUGGUUCAGUUUAGGGCACGUCAGUGGCUUGUAACCUAUGAUUCUUUCUUUGAUUUUUUGCCAAGCUUGCCUGAAAUAACGGGAGUUAUCUGCUGUUGGCUGCGGCGGAGUGGCAGGUUGGGGGAAGUAGGAGGAAAGGAAGGCUGAUGUUUGCCCAUUUUAUCUUGAUCCAGCGUCACAUGAAUUGUGUGGUUUUAGCAUCUAAAUAACUCGAAUUUUCAUGAGCUUUAUUCAUAUGUAUCGAGAGAUUAUUAGGUACCAAUUUUGUUCGAUAUGUGUGCUUCAUAUCUUAUUUUUACUUGGCCAUUUGCACCAGGAGUGAGAAAAAAAAUGAUGGAAAAUUUGAUCA
Molecule: messenger RNA, 2250 nt
Organism: Panicum virgatum (switchgrass)
Lineage: Eukaryota; Viridiplantae; Streptophyta; Magnoliopsida; Poales; Poaceae
Exons: 2
Coding region: 55-1431 (458 amino acids)
Source: RefSeq, a predicted model, not a curated record